CACGCAUAACGAAGGCAAAGAUGUUUAAAAAUCGAAAGAUAAUGAGUCGAAUGCUAAUUAAGCCCGUUUCGGCCGCUCUGCAGCAGCAGCAGCAGCGCCAGCAGUACGUCAUUCGCCGCUGGAAAUCGUUCCUGCAGAACAACAACAACAGAACGAAAUCGACGACGCCGACUGCGGCCGCAGCAGCGGCAGCGACGUCGCAGCGUCACGGAAAAAGCAACGAUUUCAUUCAACCGUUAGACGUCCGCCGUUCGUUUUCAACCAGCCACAAAAUGCCGUCGUCGUCGAAAGCGCUACAAUUGGAUAACAUAAAUCCAAACUUCAUCGCCAUGGAGUAUGCGGUUCGCGGUCCUCUGGUAAUUCGUGCCGGAGAAAUCGAAAAAGAGCUGGAAAAGGGUGCUAAGAAGCCGUUCGACCAGGUGAUCCGUGCCAACAUCGGCGACUGCCAUGCCAUGGGCCAGCAGCCCCUGACCUUCCUGCGACAGCUGAUGGCGCUGACCUUCGAGACUCGCCUGCUCGAUUCGCCCGACUAUCCCGAGGACGUGAAGAAGCGCGCCUGUGCCAUUCUGGACGGCUGCCAGGGUCAGUCGGUGGGCUCCUACACCGACUCCGCCGGCCUGGAGGUGGUGCGUCGCCAGGUGGCCACCUACAUCGAGAGGCGCGACGGCGGCAUCGCCAGCGACUGGCAGAACAUCUACCUCACCGCCGGCGCCUCGCCAGGCAUCAAGAGCAUUCUCUCCAUGAUCAACUCCGAGGUGAACGGCAAGCCGCCAGGCGUGAUGGUGCCCAUUCCCCAGUACCCACUGUACUCGGCCACCAUCUCCGAAUACGGCAUGUCCAAGGUGGACUACUACCUGGAGGAGGAGACCGGCUGGAGUCUGGGCAGGAAGGAGCUGCAGCGCUCCUACGACGAGGCCAAGAAGACGUGCAAUCCGCGCGCCCUGGUCGUGAUCAAUCCGGGCAAUCCCACCGGCCAGGUGCUGACCCGCGAGAACAUCGAGGAGAUCAUCAAGUUCGCCCACGAGAACAAGGUGCUGCUGCUGGCCGACGAGGUGUACCAGGACAAUGUGUACGACAAGAACUCCAAGUUCUGGUCCUUCAAGAAGGUGGCCUACGAGAUGGGCGAGCCCUACCGCAGCCUAGAGCUGGUCAGCUUCCUGUCCACCUCGAAGGGCUACCUGGGCGAGUGCGGCAUUCGCGGCGGCUACAUGGAGGUGCUCAAUCUGGACCCCAAGGUCAAGGCCAUGCUGACCAAGUCGAUAACGGCGGCGCUCUGCAGCACCACCGCCGGCCAGGUGGCCGUGAGCGCCCUGGUCAACCCACCGCAGCCGGGAGAGCCCUCCUACGAGCUGUUCAAGCAGGAGCGCGACGCCAUCCUGGCCGCUCUGAAGGAGCGCGCCGAGCUGGUUCACAAGGCGCUCAACAGCUUCGAGGGCUACAAGGUGAACCCGGUGCAGGGCGCCAUGUACGUCUUCCCCCAGAUCGAGAUCCCGCCCAAGGCCGUCGAGGCCGCCAAGGCCAAGGGCAUGGCCCCCGAUGUUUUCUACGCAUUUGAGCUGCUCGAGACGAGCGGCAUUUGCAUUGUUCCUGGCAGCGGAUUUGGCCAGAAGCCCGGCACCUGGCACUUCCGCAGCACAAUCCUCCCGCAGACGGACAAACUGAAGCUGAUGAUGGAGAAGUUCCGCGUGUUCCACGCCGACUUCAUGAAGAAGUACAAGUAGACGACCUCCCCGGCCACACACCCCGUCCUCCGCCC
This is a messenger RNA of Drosophila takahashii, 1756 nucleotides long. RefSeq names its product alanine aminotransferase 1. Gene Ontology annotation, molecular function: L-alanine:2-oxoglutarate transaminase activity; pyridoxal phosphate binding. The record is from RefSeq and is a predicted model, not a curated record. Lineage: Eukaryota; Metazoa; Arthropoda; Insecta; Diptera; Drosophilidae. Gene Ontology annotation, biological process: biosynthetic process.